Molecule: messenger RNA, 2227 nt
Organism: Diachasmimorpha longicaudata
Lineage: Eukaryota; Metazoa; Arthropoda; Insecta; Hymenoptera; Braconidae
Exons: 4
Coding region: 837-2102 (421 amino acids)
Source: RefSeq, a predicted model, not a curated record
AGUUUGUUCGUCUGUAUGAUUUUUUCUGAGGUCGACCUUAAAGCUAAGUAGUAGUCGUAGACCGCUGUGUAUGACGUUUUCCACUCAUCAAUAAUUAGAAAAAUACAUUACUGAGCUACAGAUAACUCUCUAUCGAUACCAAGUGAAACUAUCAAAAAAUAUCAAUUUUUAAAAACGUCUUGGCUAUCUCAUCUUAGAUUUUUAAUUAUUUAUUUACAAAUGAAUGACAAACUAACCUUUUACACUCAGUAGGAAUUGAUACAAACCUAGUACGAACGAUAGAAUUAGUUUCUUUUGCGAUAAGCAAUCACCUAUCGGCUAUCUACAUACAAAUCUGGAAGUUGCGCCAUCACAAGUUGAAGGAAAAAUUACUGUCGUCUUUGCGAUUAAUGUUUGUUUCAUAAUCACCAGUAAAUUUCCUAGCUGUCUAGGAGAAAAAAUUCUUUCUCUCGCGUUUGGGGAAUUUGUUAUCAUUUGCAAGCCCAUAAACGCAAAAAAUAAACUUUCCCCGGGUGAAAAAUGCGAUUUUAGCAAGGGUCACUUUUCCUCCGAUUCUCCCAAAAUCUGAGGUGGUAUAUCCCCGCAUUGGGGUCCUGCACUAGCGCUGGCUCGAGGUCUCCCCCCCCCCUUCCUAAACUGUUGGAUAUAUAUGACUAUAUCUACGUGUACAACUUGUGAGUGGUUCCCCAGAACGCUACCCAAUCUCCAUUCACCUCCACUUCUGCGAGCUGUGAAACUCAGUAAACGCCUUCGUUAGUUUUCCUUUACUGAUUGAUAUGCUCGAUUGUGUCCGAGUUCAAUCAUAUCAACUGCAGGUAUAAUCGAAGAAAAUCAAAAUGACUAAAGACCUUGAAUUAUUGAACGGGGUUAGUAAAUUAUUUACUGAGAGUAUCUUGGAGAAAAUAUUAGCAAAUAAAUGGGGGGAGACGGAUGUCGAGGUGACAGGAUGGGACUUUGGGGAGGCGUCUGCAAAGGGGGACAGCUAUCUGUCAGAAGUUGAUCGAGUGAUUAUUCACGGAAAUGUUAAAGGGAAGUUUACUCAACUCAAAAUCGUCGUUAAAUCCUUACCCAGUAAUUUGGGAAGGAGAGAGACGUAUCGGAGCACUGUGUUUUUCAAAAAUGAGAUUAUUUUUUACACCCAGGUCGUCCCAGAGUUCAAGAAGUUUCUCGCUUCAAAAAAUCAAGAGCAUCUGUUCCUAGUACCAGACUGUUUAGCUCAUGUUUUAGACGGUGAAAAUGAUUUCAUAGUUUUGGAAGACGUAAGUGUUUAUGGAUUUGGUCCAGCAUCUCGUCAGAGUACUCUGUGUUUAGAGGAAUGUCAAAUGAUUCUGAAGGCAAUGGCAAGAUUUCACGGAGUUUCUUUCGCCCUUAAAGAUCAAUGCGAGAAGCUGUUUUAUAAGAUCACCGAACAAUUGGAAGAAACUUAUUUCAGUGAAAAAUGGAGGGACUGGUACCAAAGGUUCCAGGAGCUUAUUGUGAGCAUCGCAAAGGACGCAAUAUCCGUGGAAUACCCGGGGACACAUCAACAAAAGAAAUUCUGUGAUUUACAUGGAAAAGAAUUUUGGGAUAAAAGCGUGAAAUUCUGUACUCGUUCUAAGACACCUACCUCGGUGGUGAACCAAGGAGAUGCUUGGGCUCCAAAUUUUUUAAUUCGCGUAAUGCCUAGUGGAGAACGAGAGACACUAUUACUUGAUUUUCAACUUGCCAGAUGUGCCAGCCCCAUCACUGAUUUGUCAUUCUUCAUGUACAGUUGCACGGAUCAGAAAAUGCGGGAUCAAAACUUUGAUUCUCUGCUGCAGUUUUAUCAUGAUGAGAUUUCCAGCACUAUUUCCACUCUUGGGUCUAAUGUGGACAAACUUUAUCCUUUGGAGGUGUUCCUUAAGGAGGUGAAAGAGCAAUUCGUUCAUGGUCUAGGUUUCUGCUUAGAAUCAAUCCCCCUCAGCAUGUUAGAGGACUCAGAAGCAUUUGAUUUAGAUAUAAUCAAAGGUGAUAAGCCAGUCAACAUAGCUGAUGUAUGGACAUUGAAACCUAUAAAAGAGGCGGUGAAACGUCGACGACUUGCUGACGCUCUAGUCGACGCCAUUGACCGCGGUUUCCUGUGAUCAGCUUGAAUUUGUCCUACAAGUAUUUUCUUUACACCAUGAACAUUUUACGACAAAAUGUUUUUAAUUUGUAAAACGAAUUCGUUGAAAUAUAAACGAUCUAUAUUCAAUAAGCGUACAACAAA